Messenger RNA from Trichobilharzia szidati, 1715 nucleotides. The record is from the annotation of a GenBank genome assembly. Lineage: Eukaryota; Metazoa; Platyhelminthes; Trematoda; Strigeidida; Schistosomatidae.
GUGUGAUUCACGUGAUUUAUCAUUGGCCCACUUGAUGGAUAAGUUACGGUGAAGACUAUGGUCACAGGGCUAAUGAAACUUUUCCAGCAUACAGUUAUCAUCAUUCAACGUCAGGUGCUGACAUUCACUAUCUAAGGCAGUUGAUCAAGUUGAGGGUGCCUAAUCUUGUUUCCUUCGGUUGUUGGUGGACGAUUAAAUAGUCAACAUACAAGUGACUUACAUCCUCUUUGAAUCGCUAUUAUUAUAUGUGCAUAUAUUCACCACAGCUACACUCUUCAAUCCAAUGAAAACUAGUUCUUUAACAAAGAUUUCGAUUAAUUGGUUCGAUUAAUAGGUCGUUCCACUGAACUAUGAGCGUAGUAUCUAUUUAAUGCAGUUGCCAGUGGUCACUCAAAAAUUAACUAUACUGCGGAUGAAAAACCAGUAUUGAAUUUAUCAUUUGCACAAUAAGUAAUUCUCACAAGAAGUAACCGCUGUUUAUGAACGUGAACGGAGUCAGCUGUUUACGCGCUCUUUGCAUCCAAAGUCAUGUAGUUCAUGGGUAUGUUGGAAACAAAAGUGCUGUUUUACCACUACAACUCUUAGGUGUAGAAGUUGACUUUAUCAACUCGGUUCAGUUAUCGAACCACACAGGGUACGAAAAUGUCAGGGGCCAAGUUUUAGAUGCUAAUGAUUUAAAAGAAUUGUAUCUGGGAUUAAAAGCAAAUGGUCUUCACAGAUAUACUCAUGUCCUCACAGGAUACGUUGGCUCACCGAGUUUUUUAGAAGGCGUAGCAUACAUUGUAUCUGAUUUAAAAAACGAAAACCCAGGCUUAAAGUUUUAUUGUGAUCCUGUUCUAGGUGAUCGGGGAAAACUUUAUGUUUCACCGGAGCUCAUUGACAUUUAUCGGGAAAGAAUACUUCCAUUGGCAGAUGUUCUUUUACCUAAUCAAUUUGAAGCAGAGUUACUCAGUGGUAUGCAAAUUACAGAUGAAGAAUCAGCGCUAAAUUGUAUUACACAUUUACACAAGCAGUAUAAUAUUCCUACUGUAAUUAUAUCGAGUACAAAUUUGACAAACUUCCCUCAAGUAAUGUAUGGUUAUGGAAGUCGUUUCAAAGGUGCAAUCAACACUCCAAAUAACAAUAAUACUAAUAAUAAUCUAUCCGAUCAAACAAACGGUUCACAUGUAUGCAUCAAUCAAGAAUAUGACCGUGUCCGAUUAAGAAUUCCAAUAGUGAAUUGUCAUUUCACUGGUACUGGUGAUUUAUUUGCUGCUUUAACUUUGGCUCGGCUGGAACCACGAAUUGUAAACGAAAAUGGUGAGAAAGUGGCUAAAUACUCUUUCAAGGAGGCAUUUCAAUGGGUUAUUAGCACAAUGCAAGCUGUUUUACUCAGAACAUUAAAGCUGUCCACUUCUCCUGAAAUGCUGAAUAUGCCUAUAGCUUCUCGACAUGAACUCAAAUUAGUCCAGAGUAUUGAGGAUAUACGUAAUCCGGUAUUAGGCGAUUAUGUUGAAGAGAUAUGAAUCACAGACAAUGGGGGGAAUAAUAAAUAAAGCACAGUAUAGAAAUCUUUCUUACUCUCUCGGUGAAUCACUUAGAACAAAUUACAACAUAAAUAUGUUCAAUUUACUGACUGUUUUCAAAUGAGUUCAUUUCUUAUCAAAUAACAGGACAAAUAUGAUUUCAUUCCUUUAGACAGAGAGAGAGAGAGACUGUGUGUGUGUGUGUGUGUG